CUACAGUCUGAGUUCUCUGCUUUACUGAAAUAUAUUCUUUGUGUUUUUCUUUUCCAGCGAAGCACAUCCGACUGGGGGUAUGUUGGAGAUCUGGUGGAAGACGAUGACAAGAUAGGUCUUUACAGCUACAAAGUUCAGUCCACUAUAACGUCACGGUUGGCCAACACAAUGAUCCAAGCCAAAAUGGUGAAUAACGCAAAACGGUCCCAGCACAUAGUGUUUGAUGUGCAAGUCCCCAAAGGAGCUUUUAUUGACAGCUUUACUAUGGAUGUAAAUGGUAUAACAUUUACUAGCUCAAUACGAGAAAAAUCUGAAGCUAGAAGAAUGUAUUCUCAAGCAAAAGCCAAAGGCAAAGCUGCUGGAAUAGUAAGGAGCAAUACAAUGGAUAUGGAAAACUUCAAAACUGAAGUGAAUGUGCCCCCUGGGACAAAGAUUCAGUUCGAACUCCAUUACCAAGAAAUGAUUCGAAGGAAACUGAGCUCCUAUGAGCACACCAUCUCUGUGAAGCCAGGACGCUUGGCGAAGCACAUGGAGGUGGAUGUCCGCAUUGUUGAGCCACAGGGAAUUCGCUAUGUGCAUGCUCCUAAUUCACUCGGAGACCAUUUUGAUGGAAUCACUACCAUCUCCAAGGGAGAGAAAAAGGCUCAUGUUUCUUUCAAGCCAACGAUGGCUCAACAGCGAAAAUGCCCCACGUGCUCUUCUACAGCUGUAGAUGGGAACUUUGUCGUGCAAUAUGAUGUGAACAGAGAAACCACGGGUGGAGAGCUGGAAAUUUUUAAUGGCUAUUUUGUUCAUUUCUUUGCUCCGGAAAACCUUGAUCCUCUGCCCAAAAACAUUUUAUUUGUUAUAGAUGUCAGCGGAUCAAUGUGGGGACUGAAAAUGAAACAAACCAUUGAAGCCAUGAAAGCAAUACUGAGUGAGCUCCGUGCUGCUGAUCAGUUCUCUCUUAUCGACUUCAACCACAAUGUUCGAUGUUGGAGAGAUAAUUUAGUCUCAGCCACACCAUCACAAGUGGAAGAUGCAAAGAAGUAUAUCCAGACGAUCCAUCCCAAUGGUGGUACAAAUAUCAAUGAAGCUCUUCUCCGAGCCACAUUCAUCCUGAAUGAAGCCCAAAACUUAGGGAUGUUGGACCCCAACUCAGUCUCCAUGAUUGUAUUAGUGUCUGAUGGAGACCCAACAGUAGGUGAGCUAAAGCUGACUACAAUCCAGAAGAAUGUGAAGCAGAGCAUAAAGGACGAAUUCUCUCUAUUCUGCCUUGGGAUUGGGUUUGACGUAGAUUACGAUUUCCUGCAGAGAAUCGCAACCGACAACCGUGGCAUGGCCCAAAGGAUUUUUGGAAAUCAGGAGACCUCCGCCCAAAUGAAGAAAUUCUACAACCAAGUCUCCACUCCGCUCUUGAAGAAGAUUCAGUUCAACUACCCCCAGGAGUCAGUGUCAGAUGUCACCCAGAGCAGCUUCCACAACUACUUUGGUGGCUCAGAGAUAAUAGUGGCUGGGAAGGUCGACACGGAAAACCUGCAGCACUUGGAAAGCAUCGUCACAGCUACAGCAGCAAAUGCAGAGCUUGUUAUGGAAACCCUGCGAGAUGUUGAAGAACUGGAUGGUUUCAUGAAGAAAGACAGAUAUGCGGAUCCUGAAUUCACCAGGAAACUGUGGGCUUAUCUGACUGUCAACCAGAUGCUAGCAGAGAGAAACACGGCCCCCACUGCAGCUUUGAAGAGGAACAUCACCAAAUCCAUCCUACAGAUGUCUCUUGACCAUCAUAUUGUCACCCCCUUCACAGCCAUGCUGAUAGAGAACUCAGAAAAGGAUGAAAUAAUGUUGGCAGACCAACCCAAAGACCCCAGAAGGGGCUGCUGCCCAGGUCAGUGUCUUGGCUUGUCCACUUACAUGAGCUGCCAUUUUGGCUUUAUUCUUGUCAUGGACGCGUGCUGUGUUCAUUGCCCACUCAGGGUGUUUGUGCUUAUACCAUAG
This is a messenger RNA of Tinamus guttatus (white-throated tinamou), 1974 nucleotides long. The record is from RefSeq and is a predicted model, not a curated record. NCBI's taxonomy places the organism in Eukaryota, Metazoa, Chordata, Aves, Tinamiformes, Tinamidae.